AACAGGGGUGACACGUGACACGGCAUCUACCCCAGAGGCUGUGUCCGGUGCCCACGCGGGGCUGGGACACAGAAGGUGAUGAGCAGAGCACACCUGGGAUCCCAGGUUCCCUCAGAGACAUGGAGGCCAGAGAAGAGGCCCAGGCCGCGGACACCGGCCUCCCGGAGCGAGAGGCCACAGCCCUGGAGCCCGAGCCCCCGAGCCCUUCCAGUCCAGAUGCUACUCCUCCACCCCCACCGCUACCACCCGCCCCCACGUCCCCAGGAGGCUCUGAGGAGACGGAGGGUCCGGAGCCAGAGACGAGGCUGGAGGAGGAAGAGGCCAGCAGCCCCUGGAGCGGGCCAGAUGAGCUGAAGCUGCUGCUGCAGGACGGACAGAGGUGCGUGCGGGCUCGGCGCAGCCUCGCCGAGGGCCUGUCCUGGGGCCCGUUCCGCGGGAGCAUCCAGACCAGAGCCUCGUCCCCCGGGCAGGCGGAACCGAGCCCGGCCCUGACCCUGCUGCUGGAGGACGAGGCCUGCUGGCUGAGGACGCUGCCCCGGGCCCUGACCGCGGCCGAAGCCAACUCGGAGAUCUACAGGAAGGAUGGCGCCCUCUGGUGCAGGCUCACCAGGCCAGUGGCCGCGGGCGGACGGCUGAGCGUGCUCCUCGCAGCCGAGCCCCACAGUGCCCCCAGCCAGCCUGUGAAGGAGCCGGUGGAGCCCGAGGGCCUGGCCCCCUCCCCCGCCGCCGACAUCCAGCUCCUGCCCCAGCAGGCGGGCAUGGCAUCCAUCCUCGCAACUGCAGUUGUCAACAAAGACGUCUUUCCCUGCAAGGACUGCGGCAUCUGGUACCGCAGCGAGCGGAACCUACAAGCCCACCUCCUGUACUACUGCGCCAGCCGCCAAGGCACCAGCUCCCCCGCUGUGGCCGCCCCCGAUGAGAAGCCCAAGGAGACCUACCCCAACGAGCGGGUCUGCCCCUUCCCCCAGUGCCGCAAAAGCUGCCCCAGCGCCAGCUCCCUGGAGAUCCACAUGCGCAGCCACAGCGGAGAGCGCCCCUUCGUGUGUCUCAUCUGCCUGUCCGCCUUCACCACCAAGGCCAACUGCGAGCGGCACCUCAAGGUGCACACAGACACGCUGACGGGUGUGUGCCACAGCUGCGGCUUCAUCUCCACCACGCGGGACAUCCUCUACAGCCACCUAGUGACCAACCACAUGGUCUGCCAGCCGGGCUCUAAGGUUGAGAUCUACUCAUCAGGAGCUGGGCACCCCACUGCCAAGCUCCCCGCAGCUUCAGGUCUGGCCCAGGCAGGUCCUGCUCCAGGCCUGAAGUGUGGCCCCUGGCGUCUCCCCGCAGACAGUCUGGCCGCCUUCCAGCAGCACACGGCGCUGCACGGCCCCCUGGCCUCUGCAGACCUGAGCCUGGUGCCCGCCCCAUCACCGGGACUGGACAGGAAGGCCCUGGCAGAGGCCACCAACGGAGAGACCAGACCGGGCCCCCAGAACGGGGGUGGCGGCGAGCCCCCGGCGACCCCCAGGAGCAUCAAGGUGGAGGCGGCAGAGGAGCCCGAGGCGGAGCCAGGGCCCCAGGCCCUGUCGCGGACGCCAUCACCGCCCAGCGCCGGCCCCAGCCCCGUCCGCGUGAAGGCGGAGCUGUCCAGCCCCACGCCCGGCUCCAGCCCGGGGCCCGGCGCACUCUUCCUGCCGCAGUUGCCCACAGCGCCGCCUGCCUCCGAGAUCCUGGCCAAAAUGUCCGAGCUGGUGCACAGCCGGCUGCAGGCGGGCGCGGGGGUGGGCGCGCCGGCUGGCCUCUUCACGGGGGCCCCCAAGGGCGCCACGUGCUUUGACUGCGACAUCACCUUCAACAACGUCAACAACUUCUAUGUGCACAAGCGCCUCUACUGCUCCGGCCGCCGCCCGCCCGACGACACGCCCCCUGCCCGCCGGCCCAAGGCGGCCCCAGCCCCGCCGCGCGCGCCCCCCGCCCCGCCGCCCGCCGAGGCCGACGAGCAGCGCUCGCCGCCGGGCCCCGGGGCGCGCGAGGACGAGGCGGGGGGCGCGGCUACGCCCGAGGCGGAGACCGAGGCCGAGGCGGGCGGCCGGGGCAGCGAAGGCAGCCCAAGCCCGGGCAGCGGGGCAGACGAGGACGACGACCCCCGCCGGACGCUGUGCGAGGCCUGCAACAUCCGCUUCAGCCGCCACGAGACCUAUACGGUGCACAAGCGGUACUACUGCGCCUCUCGUCACGACCCGCCGCCGCGCCGGCCUGCGCCCGCCGGGACCCCCGCGCCCGCUGCGCCGCCCGUGCGCACGCGCAGGCGCCGCAAGCUCUACGAACUGCACGUGGCCGGACCCGCCCCGCCCCCGGUCGGACCCGCCCCGUCCCCGGUCGGACCCGCCCAGCCCGUCGCGCCAGGCCACGCCCCCACGCCGCCUGCGUCGCCGGCGCCGCGGCCCGGAAGCGGAAAUGGAGGCGGAGGUGGAAGCGGCCAAGACCCGGCGGAAGGCCCCAUCGACCUGAGCAAAAAGCCGCGGCGCCAGGCUCCCGCCGCCGCCCCUGGCCCUGCGCCCGGCCUACCGGCCCUGGCCGAUUACCACGAGUGCACAGCCUGCCGCGUGAGCUUCCACAGCCUCGAGGCGUACUUGGCGCACAAGAAGUUCUCGUGCCCCUCUGCCCCGCGCCGCCUGCGCGCCGCCCCCGAGGACCAGCCCGCCAUCGUCUGUCCCUACUGCCCCCCGAACGGCGUGGUGCGCGGCGACCUCAUCGAGCACUUCCGCCUGGCGCACGGCCUGCUGCUGGGCAAGCCCCCGGCCGGCUCCGGCCCUGGCGCCGAGGCCCGGACGCCUUCGCCCGCCGCCCCCCGCGACGGCCUCAACGGCCAGGACCCUUGGGAGCCGCCCGCCGGCAGCCCCCGGCCCGGCCCGCCCCCGGCCACGUCCCCCGAGGCCGUGCCGGCACCCCCCUCCCACUCGGACAAAGGCGUACAGACGCCCAGCCAGGGGACGCCGGCCUCCGUGCCCAACGGCAACCACAGGUACUGUCGCCUGUGCAACAUCAGGUUCAGCAGCCUGUCCACUUUCAUCGCCCACAAGAAGUAUUACUGCUCCUCGCAUGCGGCCGAGCACGUGAAGUGAGCGCCCGGCGCUGCUGCCCUGCAGGGGGACCCGGGACGCUCCAGGCCCAGACCUCGUCCGAGAGGCUGCAGGGGGCAGCGCCCGCCUGGACCUUGGCACUUAAUAAAGAAGUUCAGUUUGCUGAGCACA
Molecule: messenger RNA, 3242 nt
Organism: Lagenorhynchus albirostris (white-beaked dolphin)
Lineage: Eukaryota; Metazoa; Chordata; Mammalia; Artiodactyla; Delphinidae
Gene: ZFPM1
Product: zinc finger protein, FOG family member 1
Exons: 10
Coding region: 120-3113 (997 amino acids)
Biological process (GO): megakaryocyte differentiation; erythrocyte differentiation; heart development
Cellular component (GO): nucleus
Molecular function (GO): RNA polymerase II-specific DNA-binding transcription factor binding
Source: RefSeq, a predicted model, not a curated record